AUAGAUAUCGAGAGAUGGCAGGCACGUUCAGUAGCUUUGCUUUUCGCGCCUUAAUUAUGCCUAACCUGUCUUAAAUAUAUAAAGCUUUUCAACUUUUUUUUGAGUGAAAGGCUACUAAUAUAAAAGCGAAUAUAAGAAGCUAUUCGUUCUGUUUCUUAUUACUUGACAAGUUAUUUGAAGUCACAAGUAAUGGAGGAAGUAACCAAAUGCAGAUACAUCGAUUGUGUCGACACACGGGAAAAGGGGCAAAUACUUCAUGAACUUCCCGUUUGUGAUACCGGUCUCUGUGUGAGGUGGUUGAUCAACAGUGGUCACGUGGACCUAAUUGGAAGUGAUCUUGAUGUUUUACGGUCUAUGAGAUUUUUCAUUUGCGAUAAUCACUUUACGGAGGAUUGCUAUCUUAGUAAAGGCACUCUAAAGGAAAAUGCAGUCCCUUCUCCGCAUUGGAGUACUGUUUCGAGAACAUUGAGGAAUUCGAAAACACGACGGAAAAUUCAAUUAAACAAUCAAGAAAGUUCUAUGGAGGAAGUAGCAACGGGUGAGCAUACAGAGAAAAAUGUUUCUUCCGAACUUGAAGUGGAUCAGUGGUGUAGAACGUGCGCGACCAAGAAACAGAACCUUGUAAGCAUGAUGACGGGAAAGAGCACAGACAUGAGCCUGCUGUCGAAAUUGAAGCUUUUGAUAGAAAUCGACGAUGAAGAUGCUUUACCCACAAAAAUGUGCAAUGAAUGUGUUGACAAGUUGGAACAAUCGUUCAAGUUUUUUCAACAGAUUUACGUAGCAGACAAUACAUUGCGUCAUGUGUUUCCAAAUACACGACCGAGCAGUACACCCAGAAAGCCUUUGUAUUCAAUCAGUAAACAUAUGAGAAAUGAACAAAAGGAAAAGGAAAAAGAGAAAGAGAAAGAGGAGGAACAGCAACAACAGCAAGAUCGUGCUCCAAAAAUUACUCGUGGUAUCUUUAGACGUGGUCGAGGUAGACCUCGCACUAGGGGCUAUGCAGCCAGAGCAAGAGCAAGGCAAAGAUCCGGUCAUAUACCAAUCUCAGUUUCAAGGACUACUAAUUCCAAUGCUAAUCUGAAUGAUAAUAAGACGUACGAGAACAGAGUGAACGAAACCACCGCAUUGAGGAGCGAAUCUCAGAGUAUGAUGCUCGAUGAAGAAAGAGAAGGUGAUACUGUAUUUUCUUUACUCACCGAUACAUGCCAUAUGGACGAAGAGUUAGAUUGGUCGGAUGUUUUAAAAGUAAUGAACGAUCAAAGAUACCAGCAGGUCAUUUCUAGACAAGAAACGGAGACAAAGUUGAAGGAAAAAACGCAAAAGAAGGAAACAGAGGAACAGGUAAUUGAAUCGGAAAUGACUGAAUUACAAGCGGAGUCAACAUCGGAAUCGUCGAAAGUGGAAAUGAAGACAGAAACUGAAAUUGAGAUCAAAGAAGAGAUUGAGAUGGAGAUAAAAAUGGAGGUAGAGCCGGAAGCAGAAGCGGAGAAGACGGAAGCGGAACAGAAGGCGCAGUCUAAUGAGGACAAAUCGACAAUGGAGGAGGUUCAAGAAAUACGUUGUGAAUUCUGCAACGAAUCAUUUAAACUUAGACUUCAGUUACAAACACAUUUAUUGACCGAUCAUUCUCAAUUGUCAGGAUAUAUGUGUAUAGAUUGCUUAAUUUGCUAUGAAAGUGAAUCGUCACUGUCGAAACACCGUAGUUUACAUCACGGAGAUCGAAGAUAUCGCUGCGAACAUUGCCACCAAGAAUUUCUUGAGAAAAGAAUACUGAGAGAUCAUAUUAAAAAAUGUGAAUUGCACGAAACAACCAAUUACUCGUGCUAUUCGUGCGAGUUAAUAUUUUCUUCGAAACAAGAGCUGACCGAUCAUGUGAAAACUCAUUCGGAAAGUUCGGUCAUACCGUUUCACUCGGAUCUCGAUAAUUCGCAGAAAAUUGAGAAUGAAUUGGUAUCAUCUGUGGAAGCCGUAGUAAAGCAAGAACCACAAUCUGAAUACCCUUCUUCCGUUAUAUCUCCGAAAGAUACCGUCAGCGAAAUUUCCAUAUCGAAUCCAGAUGAAAAAUAUAGCAGUAGCGUGAUUAUUUCGAGCGAUACACUUAAGACUGAUGCAGUCGAGGAGGAAAUGCAACAACCAACUGAUGGCGAAAAAUCGGCGAUGGUGAUUUGUCCCGAUUGCAACGAGCAAAUGCACGAUACAAUGGAACUCAGUGUUCAUCGAAUGCGUCGUCAUUCGAUGAAUAGGAAAGACGCGACGUGUCUUCUCUGCGACAACAAAUCCUUUUCUUCUUUGGAUGAAUACGAACAACAUGUACUAGAUCAUUGCAAGCGACUAAGAAUAUCACCAUGAUAAAAUGAACGUUUUCUUUAUUGCAAAGUAACAUCUCAACGAUAAAGAAGAUUCAUUAUUUCGAUUCAUUAUUAUCGGUGGACACAAUGUGAUUUUCGAAGAUAUCGAGAAAAUUAAAGAAUACCAAAUUAAUCGCUCUACUAAAAUAUCUCACAUUGUGCACAUUCGUGUUACGUCGAUCUAAUUGCCUCUUAACUAAAGCAAGGAAUAUGUAUAUUUUAAUCGAAUCAAUGUAUUGUUGCUAAACAUUUAAAAUAAUCGACCAAUUUGAUCGUUUCUUUCAUUUAACUGUCAUAUUGAAUAAAUCAUGUAAAAAAAGUACAAAAGUCGAAGGAUAGAGAGCAGUAAUAUAACAGUGGGACAUACAUUCGUGAUAACGAAUAUAUGACUGGUAUCUAUAAAGAAACGUAUCGAUAGAAGUAAAUGUUUUUUACGCGAGAGGUCAUGACGUGCGCUUUACAUAACGUAACACAUUGUAAUAUGUUUACAUAAUUAAUGUAAAAAAUACAAUUCUUUUAUUUCAUUCGAAAGGUAAAGAGAGGGGGUAGUAGUUGUGUGUGUGUGUGUGUGUGUGUGUGUGUGUGUGUGUGUGUAUGCAUGCGCGUGUACGCACGCACUUGUAUAGGUUUAAUAUACGCGUAAAUAUAUAUGUAUGUAAAUAAUACAGAAUGUGCAUAGACACACAACAGACGAAAUUGCCGAUAGGCGUGCGAAUGCAACAGCGAAUCGCAAGUGUUGUUUAUUAUUUACAAUCGGCCAAAUUCGGCUGAUAGCUUUUAAUGUUAUUUAGCAAUAAAUAUGUCUUUUGCAAACGAUA
This is a messenger RNA of Bombus pascuorum, 3166 nucleotides long. RefSeq names its product zinc finger and SCAN domain-containing protein 12-like. The coding region runs from base 190 to 2349 and encodes 719 amino acids. NCBI's taxonomy places the organism in Eukaryota, Metazoa, Arthropoda, Insecta, Hymenoptera, Apidae. The record is from RefSeq and is a predicted model, not a curated record. Gene Ontology annotation, cellular component: nucleus. The transcript is spliced from 2 exons. Gene Ontology annotation, molecular function: zinc ion binding.